AUGAAGCCACUGCAAGUGUUUGCAUCGCGCAUGCCUCGUUCUAUCUUCUAUGACAUCCUCGGAGACUUCGACGUGGCCAUGAGCCAAUUCGAUCCACUGCAAGUUCAAGAAAACGAGGAGUGUGAAGGCUCGUUUGAAAGCAACAUCACGAGGAAGGGUUGCAUCAAACACCACUUCACAAUUUUUGACACCGUGAGUGUCAUCUCCGUCGAGGUGAAAAAGGCCUUGGGCGGCCACGAUCUGGACAUGAAAGGCCAGAUCCUGGCAGACUGUGCGGCCUGCGAGUUCGCGAACAGGAAGGCCGGGCAAUAG
Molecule: messenger RNA, 312 nt
Organism: Aspergillus glaucus CBS 516.65
Lineage: Eukaryota; Fungi; Ascomycota; Eurotiomycetes; Eurotiales; Aspergillaceae
Exons: 3
Coding region: 1-312 (103 amino acids)
Source: RefSeq, a predicted model, not a curated record